Messenger RNA from Prunus armeniaca (apricot), 405 nucleotides. The record is from the annotation of a GenBank genome assembly. NCBI's taxonomy places the organism in Eukaryota, Viridiplantae, Streptophyta, Magnoliopsida, Rosales, Rosaceae.
AUGAAAGUCAUGGGAGAGACUCAUGAAGGGAUUUGUGGAGCCCACCAAGGAGGAAGAAACAUGUGCUGGUUAAUCAGGAGAUAUGGUUACUUCUGGCCAACCAUGAUGAAAGAUUGCAUUGACUAUGCCAAAGGGUGUGAGGCUAGUCAAAGGCACGGCCCAAUCCAGCAGGCCCCCUUAGUUCCCAUGAAUCCAGUGGUAAAGCCAUGGCCUUUCAGAGGAUGGGCAAUGGAUCUUAUUGGCAAGAUUUACCCAGCCAGCACCAAGCAACACUGUUUUAUUAUUGUUGCUACAGACUACUUCACCAAAUGGGUGGAAGCCAAACCUGUUAAAACCACUACAUCUCAAGAGAUCAUCACCUUCAUAGAAGAACAGAUUAUACAGAGGUUUUGCAUUCCAGAAUAA